AUUCCCAAUCAUCCUCGAAGUUGUCUUUGCCCUAUAAGGUGGCCUGCCUCACGCUUCAGGGUGGGAACGUCUCUCCCUUGAGGCCUUUCUCCAUUUCCUGCAGCCUGGAAGGUCUUAACUCCAAGCCAUUGCCUACAGCGAAAUUCUUACUCAGCCUCUGUCUACUCAGCCUCUGUUGCAAGCUCAAGCUUCCGUCUCUAUGGCGACAGUUGACUGGGGAAGCUGGACUGCGACUCUUGGACAGUGCUCAGCACCUGCACCUGUGGGGUAGCGGGGGUUUCAAAGGUCCCGGGAGGACACUGCCCUCCACACCCUACACCCCACACCCCACAGGACCUGCUCUGUGCGUCCCUGCCUCCAGGCUAACGGGGAUUCUCUGUGCUCUCUCAAGCUCUGACUCUCACCUCCUCUGACUGUGUCCUCCUGUCCUGUUUCUGGAGUGAAGUACAUCGGAGGGAGAGUGGCCUCCAGAUGAGAUGAUAAAGCCUAACUGCACAGAAACCAAGGGGAAUUGAACCCUGCAAAACAAUGCCGAGAGCGAAAGAAAGAAAACAAAAACCCAAAGGGGCAGCCCCUUCGGUGGUUCCCGCUCUUCAGAAGUUCCUGAAGACCUACCAGAAGCACUGCGUACAGUCUCGGACCUCCGUGUGUCCCGCCAUCCACAGGGACCUGAAGAGCAGCAUUGACAGAGAGCAGAUCCUCGGGAAAUUUAUGCUUGUGAGGGCUGGUAACUCCUCAGCCAGCACUCUGCCCGUCUCCUUGGAACCUUUGCUCAUGACCAUCCGAGAUGAGGGCUACACACUGGGCAAGGAGAUCUGCAUCUGGGGCCUUCAGCUGACGAACCCGGAGAUCGCCAGACUCGCUUUGUUUCUGGAGCAGAAGGGGCACACCACUUGCCCAGUGACUACAUUGGAAAUCAUUGAUUGCAAGAUGGAUCUGUGGUCUCUGGGGCGACUUGGGAAAGCUCUGCAGUUCAGCAGUUUGCACUUCCUGGUCCUCGACUACUGCAAGUUUGGAAAUGAAGAACUUGAGAGUAUCUUCUCAGGCCUGGAGAGCAACCGAAGGCUCCAGGGCCUCAGUAUGCGCUACUGUGGGCUGGGGCCCCAGAGUGGGCCAAGGCUGGGCUCUGUUAUCAGCCACAGCGGCAUUUGUGAGCUGCGCCUGGAUGGAAAUCACUUGCAGAGUUCUGGGGCCCUGGCUCUCCUCAGACCUAUAGCAGAAUACGCAGAGACGCAGGGGAAGGACCAGCCUACCUUGGCACUGCUACAUGCUGGAAAUCCCCUUCAGCCUUCCGAAGUGUGCCGGGGAGCAAGCUCAACUUUGAGUCAGAUUAUGAAAUCUUCCGAAACUUUAACAGCGAAAAGAACCUCGCAGAAGAAAAGUGGACAAGGAGACAGACCUGUCCCAAACACUGCAAUGGCGCACCACUGAACCCAGAAUCAUCCAUCAAACCAGUGCUGUUCCACGGUCCACCAGUCAUCAAAGGCUCCCUGAGCGCUUGGGCGCCAUCCCGCGGGGCUCCAAGAAAACGCUGCCGUCAGCAUUUCUGUCCAGGUCCCCAGAAAAGCUGAGGCAGCUGGUCCAGAGAAGUCACUGAGAACCACUUCCUUAGACUUAAAAACACUGACUGCCUCCCUUGGCUUGUUUUGCUCAAUGAAGGAGAGAGUGGAGUUGGGCUCCUCAAUGCCUCUUCUCGAGGCCUGGGGACCUCAGAACGCGAGGGCCAGGCCCAUCCUCUGCUCAAGCUCAGCCAGCGUUGGUGGAUCCAGCUCUGAGACCCAGGCUCGGUGUAUCACAAGAGCACAAGAGUUUAGAGGUUGGUCAGCCUUCAAGCAGGUGACACUCAGCCUUGCCACAAACAGCAGUGGAAGAUGGUGAAAGUAGUGAUCACCCGUGGCCACCGGGAAUAGCCUCCUGCUGAUAACGUGGCUCUCCUAAGCUGUUCUGCUGGUCCUGCCUUAUCAUCUCAAGACCCCACCCCUCCCCCCCCCAUACCACCAAGAGACCCAGUGGAGACCAACGAGUGUUUUGUCAUCUGGGCCUAUUCUUUUCCCAGCUGAAGCUACACAGUGUAGCAGUUCCCAGGGCUGCUUUAAUUCUGGAGGAUUUAGUGCAUGCCUUAGAACAGGGAUAGCGCCCCAUCCUAAAGUGGUCCUUCCAGGAUCCUGAGUAAGACCAGCAUUGAGCUAGACUGCAGCAUCAAACAGCCCAAGUGUCAGUUUCAGCUUUCCAAAUAAAGCAUUACUGUUUAUAUCAUAGCCACACUCGUUACCAGUGGCAUUAAGGAAUGCAAGGGCCCAGUUCAAGGGUCAAGAUGUAAUCUUCAAAACAGGAACUUACCAGUUACAAUCCUGAAAUCACUGCACUCAUGGCUCCAUCCUGGGGUGACAGCUGAGCAUGGAGUGGAAACCUCUACAGGAGGGCGUCACACCCCUGGCUCUGGUGGCCAAUACUCACCACAUUUUGCCUUCUGGAGUCCCAUUGUCACAGCGAUGGAGUUUCUGUUCAC
Molecule: messenger RNA, 2509 nt
Organism: Mus musculus (house mouse)
Lineage: Eukaryota; Metazoa; Chordata; Mammalia; Rodentia; Muridae
Gene: Lrrc78
Product: predicted gene 28729
Exons: 8
Coding region: 529-1431 (300 amino acids)
Source: RefSeq, a predicted model, not a curated record